This is a messenger RNA of Helianthus annuus (common sunflower), 1078 nucleotides long. RefSeq names its product 3-oxoacyl-[acyl-carrier-protein] reductase FabG. The transcript has 3 exons. The record is from RefSeq and is a predicted model, not a curated record. The coding region runs from base 85 to 948 and encodes 287 amino acids. NCBI's taxonomy places the organism in Eukaryota, Viridiplantae, Streptophyta, Magnoliopsida, Asterales, Asteraceae.
UCAAACAUGACUGCUCUCCUAACAACCUUAAAUCAACUUCAAAAAUAUACUCACUCACCACCACCCUGAGUAUUCCAAUAAAAAAUGACUAGCCAAGUUGAAACUAUCCUCGAGCCAUGGCAUGAUCUGACCGGAAAAGUUGUGUUUGUCACCGGAGCAUCAUCCGGUAUUGGCAAAGAGUUCUGCCUUGAUUUAGCGCGAGCGGGUUGUAAGAUCAUUGCUUCUGCUAGGAGAGUUUAUUUGCUGAAAUCUCUGUGUGAUGAGAUUAAUGGAAUGAAAAGUUCUUCGGCUGGACCGGAGAGUGAUAAGGUCGGGUUUCGAGCGUUUGCGGUGCAGCUGGAUGUUAGUGCCGAUGAGAAAACCAUUGAGGCUGCUGUAGAGAAGGCUUGGGGAGCAUUUGGGCAUAUUGAUGCUUUGAUUAACAAUGCGGGACUUUCAGGUCAACCCCGUCAUCCCUUGGACUAUAAAGAGAAAGAUUGGGAGUAUAUGUUCCGGACAAACACAACCGGCUCAUGGUUGGUUGCAAAACAUGUCGGUUUACGCAUGCGUAAAGCUAAACGAGGCGGUUCGGUGAUUAACAUUUCAUCAAUUACUGGCACUGGUCGCGUUUAUCUGCCAGGAGGUGUUGCUUAUGCCUCUUCGAAAGCGGCUGUUAAUACAAUGACUAAAGUGAUGGCAAUGGAAUUGGGAGCCAACAAUAUAAGAGUUAACUGCAUAAAUCCUGGAAUAUUCAGAACUGAAAUCACUCAAGGACUAGUAGACAAGGACUGGUUUAAUAACGUGACGUUGAAAACGAUCCCGAUGAAGACUCUUGGCACGAUAAAUCCGGCGUUGACGGGUCUCACACGGUAUUUGAUCCACGAUUCUUCAGCAUAUGUGACGGGAAGCUGUUUUAUUGCUGAUGCGGGUACAAGCUUGGUAUCACUUCCUAUUUUUUCAUCUCUAUGAAAUUAACGUCGUCUUGUAAAAUUUCAUGAAAUGAAGUGCUUAUGAUUACAAUUAAAUUGUUAUUAUUGAGGACACUCGUAUAAUCAUCCUUGAUGCACAUGAAUCAAAUGAGUAAUAUUUGUGGAAACUU